This is a messenger RNA of Lecanosticta acicola, 694 nucleotides long. The record is from the annotation of a GenBank genome assembly. NCBI's taxonomy places the organism in Eukaryota, Fungi, Ascomycota, Dothideomycetes, Mycosphaerellales, Mycosphaerellaceae.
AUGGCCGUCCGCAAACCCAGCAGCAGCCCCGCGAAGACCACCACCGCCACCCGGACCCCGAGCGCGCGCAUUCAGGCCUUGGAGAGGAAGAAGAAGGCCGAUGAAGCUGCUAGGGCGAAGGAUGCGGCGGCUGCGGCGGCGGCGCCCAAGAAGAAGAAGAAGAAGGGAAAGACGGGUACUGCCACUGUGAAGAAAGCCGGCGGGAAGAAAGCCGCUCCUGCUGCGAAGAAGAGCGCGGCGGCUCCGAAGAAGAAAGCUCCCGCGAAGAAGAAGAAGAGCACCACGGAUCGCGUCACGUCCGGCCGGAUUGCCAAGUCUGCUUCCCCAGCCAAAGCGUCCAAGAAGAAGAAUUCUUCAUCGUCGUCUCUCCUCGCCGAUCUCCCGACGACGUCUUCCUCUUCCCCCAACAAGGCCUCGUUGAAGUCUCUAGGCCACGAAGCGGUUUCGGUCGCGCAGCAUCUCGCCGGGCAGGCGGCGGAGCAGGUGCAGAAGGGGACGCAGGGGGUUGCGAAGAAGGUGGUUGAGAGGGCGGAGGUGAGUUUUAUCUUUAUCUUUUUCUUGUUUUGUUUUUCGGAUUUUGGAUUUGUGGGGGGGGGGUUUCUUGUGUUGUUGUGAUGGUUUUGAAAGCUAAUCAUGGAUUGUGUUUCGCUUUUAGGAUUCGAGACGAAGCAAGAGUCCGGCUAAGAGCAGGUAG